GGGCGGGCGGGCCGGCCACGCCGCCGGGCAUCUCUGACAAGAUGUCGGACAGCAUCAAGGAGGCCCAGGAGACGUGCUCAGAGGACGCCGCCAGCGGGGAGUGCGCGGCGGCGUGGGACGAGGUGGAGGAGCUCAGCGCCGCGGCCAGCCACGCCAGGGACAAGCUCAAGGACUCCGACCCGCUCGAGAACUACUGCAAGGAGAACCCCGAGACCGACGAGUGCCGCACCUACGACAGCUGAGCGUACGUGCUAAUCUGUUCUGGACGGCGGAUAGUGAAGGUGGACGUGGUGUUCUUGGCUCAUGGGAGCCCGAGAAACCUGCUAUGUCUCAACCUACCGUUACUUACACGAUCGGGAUGUAUGUAGUAAAAACGCUCCAAAUAUUUUCCCAGGGACAUACGUGGUUGAUACAAUUGAUAAUACAGACGUUUAUUUAAAGUUGUA
This is a messenger RNA of Triticum urartu, 446 nucleotides long. RefSeq names its product calvin cycle protein CP12-2, chloroplastic. The record is from RefSeq and is a predicted model, not a curated record. Gene Ontology annotation, biological process: negative regulation of reductive pentose-phosphate cycle. Gene Ontology annotation, cellular component: chloroplast. Lineage: Eukaryota; Viridiplantae; Streptophyta; Magnoliopsida; Poales; Poaceae.